AUGGCGUGCCCACUCUAUGCGCUGGAAUGUUAUUAUUGUUACAGCGAUAGCCCCGACGAUGCAUGUUACGCUAACGUGACCGGUACAGAGAUGACAUGCACUGGAUUUACCGAUCCUAGGUGUGGGGUUGGUCACGUGGUCAUUGGUGACGAAGAUGACGAUCAAUUGGAGCUGUACUUUCGUGGGUGUGUGGAAAACGAUGAAUGUGGUGACAUUUUAGACUGCAUGCCAGGAUUAGACGUGUAUGGGUGUUCCAGUUGCUGUAACGAAGACAAUUGUAACGAUGGCGCAUGCGCUGUCGACUAUGAUUGUUCCGGUGCCGGUGAUUUGCUGUCAAAUACCAAACUUGGUGUCGCUAUUUUAUUAUUAGGACUCAGUUACAUUAUGUAG
Messenger RNA from Saccoglossus kowalevskii, 390 nucleotides. RefSeq lists its product as uncharacterized. The record is from RefSeq and is a predicted model, not a curated record. NCBI's taxonomy places the organism in Eukaryota, Metazoa, Hemichordata, Enteropneusta, Harrimaniidae.